Messenger RNA from Poeciliopsis prolifica (blackstripe livebearer), 3724 nucleotides. RefSeq names its product RAB33B, member RAS oncogene family a (gene rab33ba). Gene Ontology annotation, biological process: Rab protein signal transduction. Gene Ontology annotation, cellular component: Golgi apparatus; endosome. Gene Ontology annotation, molecular function: GTPase activity; GTP binding. The coding region runs from base 273 to 1001 and encodes 242 amino acids. The record is from RefSeq and is a predicted model, not a curated record. NCBI's taxonomy places the organism in Eukaryota, Metazoa, Chordata, Actinopteri, Cyprinodontiformes, Poeciliidae. The transcript is spliced from 2 exons.
ACCUCUUCGAGUACCGUACGUAGCUUCACAGCUGGGCAGUGGAGGUUCAUCGGUGGCGUAGUGAGGUGGAGACACAAUGUUUAAAUUUACAGUAUCCGUUCAUAGAUAACUACCAGCUGAUAUUUACGCACCGUCCGAGUCUGGAAGUAAAUGUGAGAGGCAGCCGUCUUCUAGAAGGCUCUUUAGCGUCCGCCUUUCUUCCUCUCCCCGGGGAGCGGCAGUGAGGGAGCCUCCGCCGGAGUGUGAGGUCACCAGCCCCGACUCGACUGGACAUGGCAGAGAGCGGCUCCGCGGCUGAAUUGUCCGGCUCCCUGACGAGCUCGGCUCUUCCGCCACCCAGGACCCGGAUCUUCAAAAUCAUCGUCAUCGGGGACUCUGGCGUCGGGAAGACCUGUCUCACCUUCCGCUUCUGUGCGGGCAGGUUCCCCGAGAAGACCGAGGCCACGAUCGGGGUGGACUUCAGGGAGAGGCUGGUGGAGAUUGACGGAGAGAAAAUCAAGAUCCAGCUGUGGGACACCGCCGGCCAGGAGCGCUUCAGGAAGUCCAUGGUGCAGCACUACUACCGCAACGUCCACGCCGUGGUGUUCGUCUACGACGUGACCAACGCCACCAGCUUCCGCAGCCUCCCCGCCUGGAUCGAGGAGUGCAAGCAGCACGCCCUGGGAACCGAGGUGCCCAGGAUCCUGGUGGGGAACAAGUGCGACCUGCAGGACUCCGUCCAGGUGGGCACGGAUGUAGCGCAGCAGUUUGCGGACACUCAUUCCAUGCCACUGUUUGAGACGUCCGCCAAGAGCCCCAACAGCCUGGGAGACGGGAGCUACCGCGACAGCGACCACGUCGAAGCCAUCUUUAUGACUGUGGCCCACAAGCUCAAGUCCCAGAAACCUCUAGUGCUGAGCCAGCCGGCCGAGGGAUCGGGAGGCACCGUCACCCUGAGCGGAGGGAGGAAUGACAGCGGCGACGGGGGCGGAGGCAGAGGGUGGAGCUGCAGCAGCUGCUGAGGACUCAAACUCCACUGGCUGUCCACACCUGGAGCAAGGAGAGGAACUACAGAGCACUGAUGAUACUGAUACAGCGUGUUAGAGCCAUGGUAGAUAGAAAAAGAAAGGCAGAGUACAUAGAAAAACUCAAACAUUUUGAGAUUAAUCUCAGAAAUUUUCUAGAAAAAAAAUAAGGAAUUUUUUUGAGUUUGAAAAGUUGAAAUUCACUAGAAAAAAAAUCUAUAUGUUGAGAUUUUCUAGAAGAAACACAGAAUCUCCUCAGUUUGAAAAGUUGAAAGUUUGCUACAAAAAACUGGGAAAUUUUGAAAUUAAAAGUUGCAAAUUUUCGACUCAUAAAAUUGAGAAAUAUCUGUGGUUUUGUUCUAGAAAAUAAUUAGUUUAUUUGUGGAAAUGCACUCUUGUUUUCCUCUGUCUGGCCCUGGUACGCCGUCGUAGAGGAACCAUACUGUUUGUUUACAUGAUUUCUUUUAUGCCAUUACUUCAUGCAGCUGUUUUCUGGUCAGAUGCUCAUGUUGUCCAGAUAUGAUCCAUUUCAUUGCCAAAUAUCCUGUCCAACCCAUUAGUAUAGUGGUUCAUAAACCUGCUUCAUGCACUCCUGCCCUGCAUGUCUUAGAUGCAUUCAUGACCUCUGCAGACACUCACUGCUGCAGGAGCCUGUUAGUCACUCAUUCUUUUAAUUCAGCUGUUUGGAAACAAGCAGACACCUAAAGCAUGCAGGGCCGGAGUAGAGGAGGAACUCAUUUUCCCAUAAAAACUCUCACAUUUUAGCAGUAAAUUCCAAUCAAAAGUGCUUUGUUUGGAUGCCAGAGACCAGAAGUGAUUGUAACAGAACCAUCUUCACCUUAGUGAGCAGAGAAGAGGCUGAGGAGGAGGUGGACCGGUCCAGGCAUCCACUCUGGUUGGCAGCAUGGUUUGUUGCCUUCAGGGCUCACCUCUGUUCUUUAGAUUUUCCAGUUAUGUCAGGGCAUCUGAGUGAAACGUGAGUGAAAUGGAAGACACUGAGCACAGAAGCUGAUCAUCUUUAUAUACUUUGGUAUUCAAGGUGAUUGUUUAAUCAAAGGAAUUCUCAACUGGACAUUUUUGCAUUGAUUUUUACCGUUCAUUAGAAACCAGCUGGGAUUGAUGGUAGAUUAAAAAAAACAGAGAUUAGCUGGAGCCUGGACUCCAGCGACGUGAAUUCCUGAAUUGAUUCUGAGCUGCUCCAUAGUUGGCAUGAUGGAUCAGUAUGAGGAUGAUAAGAAAUGAAGAGUCAGCCGUUUCAGUUUGGGGUACAGCUAUGGCAGUUUCAUGGCUGAUCACUGAUCUGGAAAAAGCCCGAAUUUGAUUCUGAUUUUGGCAGAUUUUUUUUUGUCACCGACUUUGUUGCCAUAUUUAGCCUUGGUGUCAUCACAACUGUUUAGUUAUUAAUAGUAAGAAUGCACAAAUAUCCAAAUCUAGGAGGAUAUUGAUCAUUUAUCAAACCAAUAACAUCCCAAUGUUGAAACAUGGCUGGUAUCAGCCAAUAUAUUGUGCAUCCCUACUUAAUAAGAGUGAUGAGUUGUGGUCCUUUAGGUUUCACACCAUGACUGUUAGUUUGUUGCUACUUGAAAUAUUUCCAAAUAGCCAAAUUAGUCUUUCUUGGAACAGCAAUGAAAACUUUGAAACUGUAAUUUUUUACUCUAUGGUGUGCUGUUACUGGGAACUGGCCCACUGACACUGGGAUGUCAGUGCUAGUGGAAUGUGAGUGAAAUGUUCACACCUGCUCUUGUAAUGUCUCUGAACAAAAUGAUAAACGGGAAGGAAUGCAGUGCAGCAUUAGCUGAUGACAUAAAGGGAUAAUUCAGAUUUUCAUUCUUAUUCACUUCUAUAAGAGAAUGAAACAUUUUCAUUACCUGCAUCACCUACAUCAUCUUCAGAGUUGCUGUGGAUGCUAAUGCCAGCUCCAUCAAUCAUUCUCAUGAUGGUAAUGACUUGCUAACAGCUCAAUACAAUUUAUUAUUUAAUGCGUUAUGUCCUGGAUGACACCAACAACUGUCAGAAAGCAAUGCUAAUCGUUCUCCUUUGAUUUGGCUCUUCUUACCUAAAUGUCUGUAUAUUGCAGGUAGGACUUUACUCUGUGACACAUCUCAAAUAUGAGCUAUCCCUUUAAUUCACCAGCCAAGCAAAACCUGGAUUGAAUGGGAUAAUGAAGCUUUUCCUUAUUUUCAGUGAUUUCAUCAUAGAUCUGGAGCCUUUUGCCACUUAAUGCAUUCAGUGAUACAGAAUCAGACACUUUGUGCAGGCUUGCGCUCCAUUGUGUACCUCAGGCGUCUUAACGUGUAGAAGAGUGUUUUUCAGAAUAUGAAAUGAGCUUGUAUAUUCAUACAGUAACAGCACCGACCUGCAUCUUGUUUUAAGCUGCUGUGUGACCACAGCUGGUCCUGUGGUUCUGCUGAUGAUCGCCUCACGCUUCACUGUCACCGUCUCUCAGGACUUUCUGUUCACAUGAAGAAUCUAAUCAAGCCUUUCUGUGGCCUGUCAGCACAAGCCAGGCUGAGUGGUUUCCUCUGAAUCUGAUCCAUUUGCAUCAUGUUUCAUCCUGGCUCCUUCAGGAAAUGCUGCUGCUGCUCUGGAUGUCCUGGAACAAAGUUAAACAGGAACGCGCUUCCUUUCACCAUACAUCACCUUGCAAUAAAUGUUUGACACAUGUGUCAUCUUAAGCUGUCAAUUGUUCAAAAACAAAUAAACACUACUGUUCAAAUGUA